AAGCACAUUGGGUCUUAACUCUGUCUAUUACACACACACACACACACACAUAGAAAGAAAGAGAGGACUAGAGAGAGAUAGGUGAGGAUAUGGGAGGAGUGAAAGUAGUCUCAAAAUGGCCACCGUUUAUAGUUAUGGUGACAUCACAAGUAGCGAUGGGUUCGGUGAAUGCACUUGUGAAGAAAGCUCUCGAUGUUGGUGUGAACCAUAUGAUCGUUGGUGCUUAUCGAAUGGCUAUUUCCUCUUUCAUUCUGGCUCCUAUUGCCUAUUUUUUGGAAAGGGCAAGUUUGAUGCAAUUUUUCUAUUUGCUGGGUCUGUCGUAUACGUCAGCAACUGUUGCGUGUGCUUUGAUAAGCUUGAUGCCUGCAAUCACUUUCGCUUUCGCUCUUAUUUUCAGGACUGAAAAGAUAAAAAGUCUAAAGACCCAAGCAGGAAUGAUAAAAGUGAUGGGAACUCUCAUAUGUAUAGGUGGAGCUUUGUUCUUAACAUUUUACAAAGGCCCUCAUAUAUCAAACUCUCACUCUCACCGAGAGGCUCUUCCUCACAACAACAGCAAUCACAACACCAAGAAUUGGCUUCUUGGAUGUCUCUACUUAACCAUAGGAAUCGUGUUGCUGUCUCUAUGGAUCUUGUUUCAAGGGACUUUAAACAUCAAGUACCCUUGCAAAUUCUCAAGCACUUGUCUCAUGUCAAUUUUCGCAGCUUUGCAAUGUGCUCUAUUGAGUCUUUACAAGAGUAGAGAUCUUAAACAUUGGAUCAUCGAUGAUGGAUUUGUAAUCGGUGUCAUCAUAUAUGCUGGAGUGGUAGGACAAGCAAUGUCGACUGUAGCAGCGACAUGGGGAAUAAAGAGAUUAGGAGCUGUUUUCGCAUCAGCAAUUAUGCCAGUUUCUCUAAUUUCGGCUACUCUAUUCGAUUUCCUAAUCUUACACACUCCUUUAUACCUCGGAAGGUACUCUCUACGAUCAUCUCUUUAAAUUCGUUUCUAGAUAGCUUUAUAUAUGUAAAUGUAUGUAGGUUCAUGCUCAUAACACUAAUCACAUGUUUUUUUUUCCUAACUUUUGCUAUACAGUGUGAUUGGAUCAGUAGUAACAAUAAUAGGUCUUUACGUGU
This is a messenger RNA of Arabidopsis arenosa, 1110 nucleotides long. The record is from the annotation of a GenBank genome assembly. Lineage: Eukaryota; Viridiplantae; Streptophyta; Magnoliopsida; Brassicales; Brassicaceae.